AGCAUGGCCUUCACCGGCAAGUUCGAGGUUGAGAGUGAAAAGAACUAUGACGAAUUCGUGAAGCUCCUUGGGCUCUCCAGCGACAUGAUUGAAAAGGCCCGUAACUUCAAGACCAUUACGGAGGUACAGCAGAAUGGGCAGGACUUCGUCUGGAUCCAGCACUGCUCCGGGGGCAAAAACAUAACCAACAAGUUCACCAUUGGCAAGGAAAGCGAAAUACAGACCUUGGAGGGGAAGAAGUUCAAGGCCAAUGUGCGGAUGGAGGGUGGGAAGUUGGUGGUGGAUUUCCCCAACUAUCACCAGACGUCGGAGAUCGUGGGGGACAAACUGGUGGAGGUGACUACCAUUGGGGACAUAUCCUGUGAGCGCGUGAGCAAGAGACUGGCCUGA
Messenger RNA from Cynocephalus volans (Philippine flying lemur), 390 nucleotides. RefSeq names its product fatty acid binding protein 6 (gene FABP6). The coding region runs from base 4 to 390 and encodes 128 amino acids. Gene Ontology annotation, biological process: fatty acid transport. The record is from RefSeq and is a predicted model, not a curated record. Lineage: Eukaryota; Metazoa; Chordata; Mammalia; Dermoptera; Cynocephalidae. The transcript is spliced from 4 exons. Gene Ontology annotation, cellular component: cytosol; nucleus. Gene Ontology annotation, molecular function: fatty acid binding.